CAUCUUGUGACAAUUCUUGUGACGCGCCAAAUUGCCGACAAUUUGAAGGAGGUCUUCCUUCCCUUAGGUCAAACUCGUAUUCGUCAAGUUUAUCUCUCCCUUCGUGCUGACGGUUUUCCAACGUUGAAGAAGGGAGAGUUAUCCACUUCUGGCACGGAAGUUUCCGAAGACAACUCAUCCUCCAAAAAGCCCACUAUGGUCAAGAUUACUCGGGCUGAGCAGGAGGAGAUAAUGCCUAAGUACGAUGAUGCCACAAACGACUAUUUGGAGAUGUUCAUUCAGUUUGGCUUCGUCAGCAUGUUCACCUGUGUUUUUCCCAUCUGUGGACUUUUGGCCUUUCUCAAUAAUAUCCUCGAAAUACGCAGCGAUGCAUUUAAGCUUCUCACCAACUUUCAGAGACCUUUCUCCGAAACUGCUCAUGGAAUUGGUGUCUGGGAGAGAGCUUUUGAAAUAAUGAGUUACGUGGCGAUCGCAGUAAACAUCGGUCUUAUUGGAGUGUCCGGCAGUAUUCAAGCGCUCUUUCCUGGACUUACAGUUCACCAGUACAUCCUCUUUCUCAUUGCACUCGAGCACAUCUCAUUCGCCCUCCGUUUCGGUCUCUCCUACAUUGUUCCACCGAUUCCUUUCGCCCUUGAGCGUUCCAUCGCCAUUUUAGAGCACAAGCGCCGCGAGGCGUUACGGACUCUGGAACGCGAAUGUCGCAAGGAGGCAAGGCGAGUGAGUGAUGAAAACGGCUCACCGGAUUACCCCAGCGACCAAACAUCAGACAUUGACACGCCCUGA
This is a messenger RNA of Hydatigera taeniaeformis, 783 nucleotides long. Lineage: Eukaryota; Metazoa; Platyhelminthes; Cestoda; Cyclophyllidea; Taeniidae. The record is from the annotation of a GenBank genome assembly.